This is a messenger RNA of Bombina bombina (fire-bellied toad), 1071 nucleotides long. RefSeq names its product latent-transforming growth factor beta-binding protein 4. The record is from RefSeq and is a predicted model, not a curated record. The coding region runs from base 1 to 978 and encodes 325 amino acids. NCBI's taxonomy places the organism in Eukaryota, Metazoa, Chordata, Amphibia, Anura, Bombinatoridae. The transcript has 10 exons. Gene Ontology annotation, molecular function: calcium ion binding.
AUGGAUAACUUAGCUGAACUGACAUACAGAUCUGUUUCUACAGAUAUUGAUGAAUGUACAGUGUGGUCAGACCCAUGUCAGAAUGGACAAUGCACCAACACCCCUGGCUCAUUCACAUGCUCCUGCAACCAUGGUUACACAGCUGGCAGUGGCGGUACAACCUGUGUUGAUAUUGAUGAAUGUACAGUUUGGUCAAACCCAUGUCAGAAUGGACAAUGCACCAACACCCCUGGCUCAUUCACAUGCUCCUGCUACCAUGGCUACACAGCUGUCAGUUGGAGUACAACCUGUGUUGAUAUUGAUGAAUGUACAGUGUGGUCAGACCCAUGUCAGAAUGGACAAUGCACCAACACCCCUGGCUCAUUCACAUGCUCCUGCUACCUUGGUUACAGACCUGGCAGUGGCGAUACAACCUGUGUUGAUAUUGAUGAAUGCACAAUGAGGCCAGGACAGUGUGGAAAUGGACAAUGUAAGAACACCCCUGGCUCAUUCACGUGCUCCUGUAACCCUGGUUAUGCAGCUGAUAAUAAGGGAACAACUUGUGUGGCUGGGUUGGUUCAGCUUGGUGUUGGUCUGACGAUAUUGAUGAAUGCAGAAGGUGGCCAGGACAGUGUGGAAAUAGAAAAUGUAAGAACACCCCUGGCUCAUUCACGUGCUCCUGUAACUCUGGUUAUGCAGCUGAUAAUAAGGGAACAACUUGUGUGGAUAUUGAUGAAUGUACAUUGUGGCCAGGCCAGUGUAGGAACGGACAAUGUAACAACAUUGCUGGCUCAUUCACAUGCUCCUGUGACACUGGUUUUACAGCUGAUUAUAAGGGAACAACCUGUAAUGAUAUUGAUGAAUGCAGAAGGUGGCCAGGACAGUGUGGAAAUGGACAAUGUAAGAACACCCCUGGCUCAUUCACGUGCUCCUGUAACUCUGGUUAUGCAGCUGAUAAUAAGGGAACAACUUGUGUGGAUAUUGAUGAAUGCACAAUGAGGCCAGGACAGUGUGGAAAUGGACAAUGUAAGAACACCCCUGGCUCAUUCACGUGCUCCUGUAACCCUGGUUAUGCAGCUGAUAAUAAGGGAA